Molecule: messenger RNA, 1599 nt
Organism: Prunus armeniaca (apricot)
Lineage: Eukaryota; Viridiplantae; Streptophyta; Magnoliopsida; Rosales; Rosaceae
Source: the annotation of a GenBank genome assembly
AUGGUCAACCUAAAUUGGCCAGAACAGAAGAAGGGCAGACCAGCUACAGAGGCUAGCUCCAGUAUAAGCAGAAUAGUUUCAAAAGAGACUAUGGAGAGACCAAAAGCAACCAUUUCAGCUGGAGUAGUGCUCUGCAGCAGGUGCAAGUGUGAGGCUGAGCUGGAAGUGGUCCUGGACAAACAGGAACUGCCCACUCCAAGUGUUUUUGACCGGAUUGGGACCACGUCCCAUGAUAGAGCCAGACAGAGAAACUACCCCAGGCCUGUCCAAUCCAGCAGAAGAAUGACUAAGCAGCCCAAGGAGGAAAUAUCAAUAAAAAUGCCCGGAAGUGAGAAACCUUUGGCAGCCAUCAUUGAAGGCAGGUGGUAUUCUGUCGGGAAGAAUGGCAGACCAACAAUGGAGCUAACAAGAACUCAAAGGAGGAGGGUUCAGAGACAGUACUGCACAUUCCUCAAUAACAAGAACAACGCACAGAUGCUUCCAGAGACCAAUUUUGCCAAAAAAGGGAAAGAGCCAGAAGAAAUCUACUUAAAACUCCACAACCAGAGGAAAAAAACCUAUCCUAUUCCAGGAGAAGGGCAAGAAGAUUGGACUAAGGAGUAUGAAGAGGAGCAGCUGGAUUAUGAACCAUCUGCAGAUGACCAGAAUGCGCUCCUCGGAACAAAAGAACAGGGAGAAUGGACGGAGGAAUACGGUGGAGAACAGAUGGAUUAUGAUGGAGAGUUGGAUGCAGAAACUGAGGCCUUUGGUGCAAAAUUGGAGGACUUGUUACGUGCUGACCUAAGCAUCAAUAUGGUGUUCAUUCUGCCAGAAAAGUUCUGGGCCGUAGAGGGGCAGAAAAGCACUCUGGAUGGAGAUGUAUUUUCCCAAGAGAGUUUUGAAUGCAGGUUGGAAGAAGCAGAAGAGAUGCCAGAGCAGCAAGCAGGCAAUCCCAGGACAGAAGAAACUACCAACAAGCUGGCUGCAGACCAGCUUUGCUUCUCCAAACCAACCAAAGAAAUGGCAAACCACCUCAAACCCUUGUUUAUAACAGCAAACUUUGGGGGUGUUCCUAUCCCCAAAAUUAUGGUAGAUGGAGGUGCAGCCAUCAACCUUCUGCCUCACAGAAUGCUGAGCAAAAUGGGCAGAACAGAAAGGGAUUUAAUUCCAACCCGCUUGAUCGUCACCAAUUUCGCAGGGGGCAUCACCAAAACCUUUGGGAUCCUGGAUGUGGAUGUUUUAGUAGGAAGCAAGAAGCUGAAGGUUGCAUUUUUUGUGGUAGAUACUACUUCUACCACUUACAAUGCACUGCUUGGCAGAGACUGGAUUCAUCAGAGUCUAUGUGUUCCUUCCACUCUUCAUCAACAGUUAACUUUAUGGAAUGAAAAAGGCUACAUAGAGAUAGUAGAGGCCGAUCCACGGCCAUUUCUUCCUUCUGCCAUGUGUUGUGAGGCAAGGUACUAUCAUGAUGACCUUGGUCCUUUCACCUUCUUUGGAGUCAACCAGAACGGCCGCCCCCAUGGUGUCACGGCUCAGAGGCUCAUUGAAGAAGGUCUAACCAACUCUUUGGAGGAUUGGAACAGACCUUUUGUUCUAAACUUCCGAAACUCUGAUGUUUAG